This is a messenger RNA of Leptosia nina, 2418 nucleotides long. The record is from the annotation of a GenBank genome assembly. Lineage: Eukaryota; Metazoa; Arthropoda; Insecta; Lepidoptera; Pieridae.
AUGGAAAAGGAUUUCUGUUUGUUACUAAGAGGGUUAGUGUUAUUGGCGAUGGUCGGGACGAGCUUGGAGAUUGUAGAAUCAAAUAUAAUUCAAGUGUGGUCGGUGCCAGGAGGUGAGACUCGUCUUCCUUGCGAUCUGGCUGCGUCUGCAAGAGAUGUGGCCAUGAUGAUGUGGUUCAAGGAUGGUGACAGAAUGCCUAUUUACACGGUAGACUUCAGAAAUGGUCCUCCUACUCAUUGGGCCGUCGCUGGAGAAUUCGGCUCCCGAGCUCACUUCGUCCUGAACGAGUCAGACACGACAUCAGCGCAUUUGGUCGUUGAGAAAGUAACCCAGUUCGACGAGGCGGUGUACCGAUGCAGGAUAGAUUAUAUCGACUCCCCCACGAGAAACUAUAGAGUCAAUUUGACUGUAAUUGUUCCACCCGACCCGCCCAAAAUUUAUGACAACGAAGGUCGUGAGAUAUCUGGUAACAUGGCAGGGCCCUACAGAGAGGGACAGGACCUAAAGUUGACCUGUCAAGCGCCCGGUGGCAAGCCGCCGCCAGACAUAACUUGGUACCACGGGGACGAGCGUCUAGGCAUCGCGAGGGACGCUUCUAGUUGUCAAGUGCACAUAACGAGUCUGUCCCGGGAGAUGAGUGGCGCCAAACUAAGGUGUAGGGUUAACCCACCGCUCUUGCAGACGCUAGUGAGGGAUGUCACGCUUAAAAUGUAUCUAAAACCACAGUACGUGCGGGUUUCGGGUGGUGGUGCGACUCGAGCAGGGCACGAGAGGUCUUUCGUUUGUACCACACGUGGGUCGAAACCAGCUCCCAAUAUUGACUGGUUUAUAAACGCCCAGAGAAUCGACUCUUCGUUAACGCAAGUAGAAGUUGACGGAGAAUUGACGAGGAGUGUGCUAACAUGGAGAGUACGACGAGAAGACAGUGGCAGGGAGUUUGUAUGUAGAGUCUCAAACCCUUGGUUUCCAGCGUAUACUCUAGAAGAUUCUAUUGUUCUUGAAGUGAUUUAUCCCCCGAUACCCCAAAUUUCCCUCAUCGAACCAAGAGAGUCUCGCCAGCUAAGAGAAGACGAAGAUGCAGUCCUACUCUGCUCAGCAGAUGCAUCUCCACCAGCGUUUAACUACACUUUCUAUAAAGGAUUUGAGGACCACCUGGUACGAGACGAUCCCAUUGGAGGAAUCGCAGUCGAAGGGCAGAAGCUCUUCCUCCAUGGCCUAAGACGACAUCAUUCCGCAAGAUACCGGUGUCGGGCGUGGAACUCCGAAGGCAGUGGGUUGAGCGAGCCCCUGAACUUGAACGUCCUUUCACAACCAGAAUGUUCAGCUGGAAAUGUAGUCCAGCAGAUAGCUGGCGCUCCCGGUGGGGAGGUAAGGGCUCGCUGUUCUGUCAGUGCACCGUCUGCCAGAGACGCGGGACCGUUGAAGUUCUAUUGGACCUACAAUGGGACUAGAGACGUUCUACCUAUUCCCGUAUCUAAUGUAACAACGAUGGGCUCAAGCAGCACUGUAAUCCACGGUCUUCCGAAUAUCGACGAUGAGGAUUUGGGGUGGUUGGCCUGCUGGGCCAGAAACGAUAUUGGAAACCAACGGGAGCCUUGCUUGUUCAGAAUCAUGCCAGCGGGCUUUCCCGAACCUCCAAACAAUUGCGCAAUCGAGAAUGAUGUCAUUAGAUGUGAGGCCGGCCAUGACGGAGGUCUACCUCAGUGGUUUGUGAUGGAAGCGCUGGGAGUGAAACAGCACGAGAUCGAAGGGAACGAACUGGAUUCUACUAUGAACGAUCAAGGUGUAUCCGGACGAGGUCUCACAGAGACUGUAUACAAGACCAGCAACGAUGCAAGCCCACAGUUUGCCCUCGACGCUCUAACUCCUGGGCGCUAUACAUUCCUGAUAUAUGCUGUCAACCCUCGUGGUCGUUCCCUUCGACCAGCAGCAUUGCAUAGUGUUCCUGUUAGGACCACGGAAGACUUGGAUAGACCAGGUUCCCUGCAAACUAUGACUCCUGUGCCCCCACAAAACUCGAGUCCUCAAGACAAUAGCGUAGCGCUCUUGGUUGGGGCAGUACUAGCAUUGGUGAUGCUGACUAUCCUCACCACUCUAUGCGUUUCCAUGGUCGUUAUGUGCAAGAAGAAAACACGCCCGGGCCGGGAUACAGAACAGAGUGCCCUAACCCGAAACGUUGGAGUCUCAAUGUACAGCGGAACAGCUCUGUCGCCGAGUAUCGUGCCAACAGUUGUGGUGCGAGGUCAUCGUGGGUCCAGAGUUCUCGCCGCUCGCUGGUCCGGUGUCCUGGAUGAUACUCCUCUAGCUGUUCUAGCUCUAGACACAAGACCUCAUAAUAUGGACACUCACAGCGAAGAUGAUUAUCAUGAAACCGAACUUAUAACACACGAAAACAUGGAGACCCAAACUGACGCCUAG